Messenger RNA from Dromaius novaehollandiae (emu), 1482 nucleotides. Its product is annotated as gastricsin-like. The record is from RefSeq and is a predicted model, not a curated record. NCBI's taxonomy places the organism in Eukaryota, Metazoa, Chordata, Aves, Casuariiformes, Dromaiidae. The transcript has 9 exons. Gene Ontology annotation, molecular function: aspartic-type endopeptidase activity. Bases 103 to 1266 code for a protein of 387 amino acids. Gene Ontology annotation, biological process: proteolysis.
GGGUAUAUAAGGAGGAGCUGCAGAGCUCCAGCAUCAGCGUGGGAUCCGGGAAUAAGCAGGGUGCCUGGCGGUCUCUUUGAAAACUGCCUGCAAGAGAUCAUCAUGAAGUGGCUGAUCCUCACUUUGGUCUGUCUCCACCUCUCUGAGGGGUUGUUGAGAAUUCCUUUGAAGAAAGGCAAGUCCAUAAAGGAAGCAAUGAAGGAGAAGGGAGUGCUCCACAAAUACCUGGAGGAACGCGGUCACUAUGACCCUGCCUACAAAUUCUUCAGUAACUUUGCCGCCUACGAGCCCCUGUCUAACAACCUGGAGAUGUCCUACUUUGGGGAGAUCAGCAUCGGGACUCCCGCGCAGGACUUCUUGGUGCUCUUUGACACUGGCUCCUCCAACCUGUGGGUGCCAUCCGUGUACUGCUCGAGCGAGGCCUGCACCAGCCACACUGAGUUCAACCCCAGCAAGUCCUCCACGUUUUCAACUGAGGAUGAGUACUUCUCCAUAGAGUAUGGAAGCGGCAGCCUCACGGGGAUUUUUGGCUACGACACUGUUAGGCUCCGGGACCUUUCCAUCAAGAAGCAGGAGUUUGGCCUGAGUGAGACUGAGCCUGGCACCAGCUUUUUGUAUGCUGAGUUUGACGGCAUCCUGGGUCUGGCCUAUCCUUCCAUUUCUGCCGGGAAUGCCGAAACUGUGAUGCAGGGCUUGGUGCAGGAAAACCUGCUCGAUGCCGCCAUCUUCAGCUUUUACCUGAGUGGGGAGGAGGGCAGCAAAGGGGGUGAGCUUGUCCUGGGAGGUGUCGACUCCAGCCUGUACACGGGUGACAUCACCUGGACUCCCGUCAUCCAGACUACCUACUGGCAGAUUGGGAUUGAAAGUUUCUCUGUUAGUGGACUGAGCAGCUGGUGCAGCGAGGGCUGCCAGGCAAUUGUCGAUACAGGAACCUCCCUCCUCACCGCCCCUCAGGAGAUCUUUUCUGAGCUGAUGGAGUACAUUGGAGCUGAAGAUGCUGGCGAUGGCGAGUACGUGGCUAGCUGCAGCAGCAUCGACAGCCUGCCCACCCUCACCUUCGUCAUCAGCGGCACCAGCUUCCCCUUGAGUCCCUCUGCCUACAUGCUCGAGAGUGACAGCAGCUAUUGCGUCGUUGGGAUUGAAGCUACCUACCUGUCAUCCGAGAGUGGGCAGCCCCUGUGGAUUCUUGGGGACGUCUUCCUGAGGUCUUACUACUCCGUCUAUGACCAGGACAACAACCGAGUGGGCUUUGCCACUGCCGUAUAAGCCGAACCGGCUCCCACGCUGACCGUGUCGCUGCUUCCCCUCACCCAACAUCGCAGCUCCUCGUGCCUGUGUGUGUCAGAGCAUCUGGAGUUUCUUCCCUUCCUCCAUGUCUGCAAAAUUUACAGCCUCUCUGCUGUGAAAUGUGUAUGAUGGAAGUAUGGGUUUCUUUCCAAAAGCAACUGCAAAGAAAUAAAAACACCGUAAAAAUAAGAUAAA